AAGCCAAACAACUUCGCAUGCAGCUAGUAAGCAUUUGCAGCAAUUGAAAUGGGUUUAGUUUGAAUAUUACCCUGACAAACCAAAUCCAUUCUAAGCCCAAAAUUCACCCUCAGAGUACGCAUUGGUAUAUGUUUUUUUUUUACUGAACAUAAAUGAAAAUAUCUGAUUGACUACGGCUUACAUAUGUUCGGGUGCUAACUCCAGCUAGCUUCUGUUAGCUACGAUGGCAGCGUCAACUCCGCAGGUUUCUGCUCCUCUUUUAAGUCAAAAGCAACGCAAGGCUGCUUUACGGAAAGAAAGAAGAAAACGUAAACGCCAAGCUCUUGCUAAAGCCAGAGGAUGUGUUUUAAACAACGGAGCCAGCAAUGGACCUGAAGAGGAAGAGGAGAUAAAUGAUGAAGAAAAUGAUGAGGAUGAUGUUAUUGCUGAGCAGGAAAGGCUGCGGCUUCAUGAUGAGUGGUUGGAAAGAGAGAGGAUUGCCCAGGAGGAGUUCAGGCUGAGGUGUGAGAGGGAGGAAGCUGCACAGAGGAGAAAAGAAGAGGAGGAGCGCAUGAUUAAGGAGGAAUGGGAGGCCCAGCAGAAGAGAGAACGGGAAGAACAAGAGCAGAAACAGCAGGAGAGGAGAGGCAGAGAGGAGGCUGUUCAGAAAAUGUUGGAUGAAGCUGAAAACCAGUUAGAUAACGGAGGACCGUGGAUGAAUCCUGAGGCUCCAGUGACAGAAAACCCUGAAAACUUUGGGACUGAGCGCGACGUCGCCAACUGUCCUUUCUUCCUAAAGACUGGAGCCUGUCGAUUUGGAGACAGGUGUUCUAGAAAGCACAGUUAUCCGACAUCGAGUCCGACUCUGAUGAUCCGUGGCAUGUUUACAACGUUUGGCAUGGAGGAGUCACGCCGUGAUGAUUACGACACUGAUGCAUGGCUGGAACACAGUGAGGAGGAGCUGCAGGACUCUUUCCUCGAGUUUUACCAUGAUGUCCUGCCGGAGUUGAGGAGUGUCGGCAAGGUGGUACAAUUCAAGGUCAGCUGCAACUACGAGCCACACCUGAGGGGAAAUGUUUACAUUCAGUUUGACACGGAGGAUCAGUGUAAAGAAGCCUUUAUAAAGUUUAAUGGGAGGUGGUAUGCAGGACGGCAGCUUCACUGUGAGAUUUGUCCUGUUACAAGGUGGAAGAAUGCGAUUUGUGGAUUGUUUGACAGACAGAAGUGCCCCAAAGGAAAGCACUGUAACUUCCUGCAUGUAUUUAGAAACCCUGGCAAUGAAUUCUGGGAGGCGGACAGAGACCUGCACUUGUCUCCAGACCGCACUGUCAGGGGCAGCCGCAGAGAUGGCUGGCAGUCGGAGCGGCGUGGAGACCGAUCCUGGAGGCAACGUCACAGCAGCAGAAGCCCACCAAGAUCAGAGAGAUCCCACAGCAGGCGAGACAUCGACAGGCGGAGGAGCAGGAGUAGAGAACGGAGUCGAGAGAGGAGGACAUCCCACUUGUACAGAGAAGACAAAUGGUCCUCCAGGUCCAGACACAGUGACAGGUGGAAUGAUAGAUAUCGCAGUAGAAGCAGAGAGCGGUCGAGGAGUAGAAGCAGAGAAAGAGAAAAGCAGAGGAACAGGAGUAGAGAUAAAGAUAGAGAGCAUAAGAAGAGGAAAAGGAGUGAAGAAAGAGACAGUAAAGACAGAGAUGCAGACACUUUGACAGAAACAAAAGAAAGGUCCAGAAGUUCGAGCACAGAAGGAGAAAACGACAAGAACAGCAAAGAAAGAAGCCCCAAGAAACCAGAUAAAAAUGAGGAAACCACUAAGGAUGAUACAAACUCAAGCCGUGCCCGCCACAAAAAGUCCAAAAAGAGCAAAAAGAAGAGCAAGAAGAAAAGUAAAAAGAAGAAGAGUCAUAUGCCUGAAGGGGCAAGUUCAUCUGAAGAGUCAGAAAUGGAGAAAGAAUUAAAAGAUGAGACAACAGACGAUCUGGGUGCAACAACUCAGGAUAUUAAUGACACAGACUUCACUCAGAAAAGCAGUGACUUGGACGAGUCUGCAUGUGGACAACGAGAAGUGCAGUCCUGAUGUUGAAGUUGAGUAGUCGAACAUGGAAAUGCAAAGUGAGCCUGCUGGAGAAGGUGACAUGAAUAAAUAAACUACAUCGUUUUUUUUUUUGUUUUUUUUUUAAUCCAAAGAUGCACUGUUCAAGAUCAUGGAACAUUUCACACAGCCUGCCCAGGAAAUCUUCCUACCAUGCUCUUUUACAUGCAACUUUCUCUCUGCUGUACAAGAGUGAGGGGGAUCCCAAUUCAGUGUAAAUUUGGCAUGAAUAGUUUGCCUUUGUUACACAUGGAACUCAGGUUUGUGCACAUGUGAAAAACCCAGAGUGGGGCACUUAAAGUCUACACACCCCUGUUAAAAUUAUUUUUCAAAGUCAACAUAGGUUGUACUGCCCAAAAACUGCAUUGUGUAAUAAAAUCAAAACACAAUUUUACAAAGUAUUAGUCCAUUGUUGUGCAUAUUUUUUCAACCAGGUUUUUAUUUUUUUCAUUUUUUUAAAAAUGCAUUGCUCCUCCUUCCUAAUUUUUUAUGUCACAGAAGUGUAGCAUUUUAACAGGGCUGUGUAGACUCUUUAUGUGUAUUGAAUAUAUCCUGCUUUUGUGUUUAUAUAAUAUGAAUGUGAGAGAAACUAUUCAGCUUUGAUAUGGGACAUAAGCACCUAUCAAUAGCUUGUAUGUAUGUGAAUAUUUUCCAUGACUGCUUCUGCUUAAUAAACAAAUAAUAAACAAAAAAACUCAACAGUCAUUGGGUUUUCUUUCUGAAUACAUUUAUUGUUAAUAACUGUCAAAUAUAAGAAAAAAUGUUGGCAAAUGUGUUGGCAGUGUUUCAUACAAAAAGUGAUUUCCUCUUGCACAAAUAAAAGAUAAGUUUGAUCAUGAUACUCAACAAAAACACUGUGGGUUUAAUAAUGCAGAUGAAAAUAAGACUGCCAUACAAUUUAGGAUGAGUAGUAACUUGUUGGAUUGUUUUCCAGCUUCAUAUGAACAGGAGAACAAGCCGGCAGAGAAAAAUAUGGUAACCCUGAUAUGUGCAGUUUUUCUUCUGUUCCUGCUCCGUAGAGAAACUCAGAAUAGACCUGUCUUAAAAUAGUUUGCAAUACAUUAGUUACAAUACUGGCAUGUUGUGGCCAAAUAACCCCACGUAUAUAUUUGUUCUGACAUCCUGCUGUGAGUCCCUUUUCUGUCAUGUUAGCCUUCCAUAGACACCAUUGAGAAGGUAAAACACAGUGUUCUUUGGUCAUGUUAGUCAUAAAGUGUAAGCCAAAGUGUCAUAAUACCUAAUAUAGUCUCUCUUUCUAUGGGUUACAAUCCUAUCCUCACUUAAGACUAAGGGAGAGUCUAACCUUAGAAAUAUCUUCUUUACAAUUUUCUUCUGUAAACAAAAUCAGUAAACAGAAUUCAGACGAUGACACUUUAUACCAAACAAAACACUAACACACUAAACACUAAAACAGCUCAACUAGUCUUGAAAAGGAAACAAAAAAAGGUUCAUUUCUGGAGGUGAAUGACCGAACAAGAACUUUAACACACAUCUAAAACAUAAUCACUGGUAUGGAUUAUGAGUCCAUGUUUGAGUUCAGUUGAUAAUAUAAGAUUGUAACAGUGUCAGUGAUUCAUACAACAGCAUUAGCCUUGGUCGAUACCACCUGUGUUCAAUAAUUACGUCAAAGGCUGGAUUCACACUGCAGGCUGUGACCUUUAGGUCUGUUCCUUUUUGCUCUGAUCUGAUCUGAUUUUUUUGUCUGUUCCUAUUAUUUUUUUUAAAAUGUGGCCUGUAUCAGACUCCAUUCAAUUAAAUGUAUUUAAAUAUGAAAGGCUAGAUUCACACCGCAGGCCUUACUGCUCAAUACAGGUCUUUUCUCAGUUCUAAAUUUUUCUGGCUGUUCAGACUACAGUAGACUUCCAAAAGAUCAGAUGUUUUUUUUAUUUAGAACAUGUAUGUGAUAUGAAAAUAUCUGAUUCAAUGAGAUUUGUGCUGUCCACACUGUCAGAAAAAAAAAAUCAGAUUUGGGUCACUUUUAACUGCAGUGUGAAUGUAGCCAAAGUGGCCUCAAUCUGAUGUGAAAAGAUCAGAUUUUCAGUGUGACUUGUGCUGUUCAGACUGCUCUGAAAAACUCAGAUCUGAGCCAAAAAAUCUUACUCGGGUCACUUCUGGCUGCAGUGUGAACACAACCUAAGAUGCAGAGCUAAGCCUCAGAGCAAUUUCAAAAAAAAAAAAAAAAAAAAAAAAUCAUUUUCCAUAAAUG
Cheilinus undulatus (humphead wrasse) is the source of this 4277-nucleotide messenger RNA. It is a transcript of the gene zrsr2, whose product is annotated as zinc finger (CCCH type), RNA-binding motif and serine/arginine rich 2. Gene Ontology annotation, biological process: mRNA splicing, via spliceosome. Bases 224 to 2056 code for a protein of 610 amino acids. Lineage: Eukaryota; Metazoa; Chordata; Actinopteri; Labriformes; Labridae. Gene Ontology annotation, molecular function: pre-mRNA 3'-splice site binding; metal ion binding. Gene Ontology annotation, cellular component: U2AF complex; spliceosomal complex. The record is from RefSeq and is a predicted model, not a curated record. The transcript has 11 exons.